Adineta ricciae is the source of this 1731-nucleotide messenger RNA. The record is from the annotation of a GenBank genome assembly. NCBI's taxonomy places the organism in Eukaryota, Metazoa, Rotifera, Eurotatoria, Adinetida, Adinetidae.
AUGUCUUCUCAAUCUUGUCUUUUAAAUUUAUUUCCUGUUGAAAUAAUUCAUUUGAUAUUUGAUUAUUUAUCAACUUGUGAUAUUUUACAUGGAUUUGUAAAUCAAAGUUUAUAUUUGGAUUCAAUUGUUUUCAAUUAUAAUUUUUAUCGAAUUAAUUUUCGUUCGAUAUUAAAAACCGAUUUUGAUCUCAUAUGUGAACAAAUUCCAGCAAAAAACAUCAUUUCAUUGGUGUUAUCUGAUGAAAUGGACACACCUGGACAAUCGAAUUUAUUUUUUUCAUUAAGAAAACUUGAAGAUUUUCAUGUUUCUUUACGAUCUUUGACACUUUAUAAUCUUAAUCUUCAAUCAAUUGAAUUGAUUUUGAAUCAAUUAGAUCAAUUCAAUAAUUUAUCAUCGUUAACUAUCAUAAAUGAUACAUCAAUAUCAUUUGAAACAUACCAAUAUCAUUUGUUUCGAUUUGUUCGAUUGAAAAUCUCAUGUGAAUGUUUUUUUCAUAAUUUAAUGAAUUUACCUCGACUUAAAUAUUUAACCAUAACAAAUCCAUGUACAUUUCAUCAAUUAAAUUCUAUUUUAUCAUAUUCACCAAAUUUAAAUUCUUUAAAUCUCUCUCUCGAACAUGAAAAUGGAAUUCAUAUCCAACAAUCAAUUUGUAAUUUAACUCAAUUAAUUGUAAAUAUGACACAAUGUCCAAUGAAUAUGACUUAUAUGAAAGACUUUUUAAAUUGGUUUCCAAAUUUGAAAUUUCUUGAAAUUGAAUGUCGAAGUGAUUUGGAUCUAUGUGAUGGAUAUGAAUGGGAAAAAUUUCUUUCGAAUCAAAUUUCAAAUCUGAAAAUAUUUCAUUUUAAAUUUCAAUUACGAUCAACAAUAAUUAUCAAUACAAAUGGAAUUCAAAAUAUUCUUCGUUCAUAUUCCAGUUCUUAUUGGUUAAAUGAAAAACAAUGGUUUAUUGCUAUUGAAUGGAAUCGACGAUUAGUUUAUUCAAUUCCACGAUAUUUAUGUGAAUCAGCUGAUUCGGAUUUUCGACGUCCAUUGAAUUGUACAAUCAAAGAUGAAUCGAUCUUUUAUAAUCAUAUCAAUGCACUUGCAAUUUGGGGAGAAUCAAAUGAUUAUUUUCCCAAUGUCAAAGAACUGUGGCUUGUUGAUGAUCCAUUAGUAAUUAAUUUAGAAUCAAUGAUCAAUUUUAAUCAAAUUGAACGUUUAGUAUUCUCAUCAAAACUUCAUUUAUCCAUUGACACUUUAUUUAAUCUUAUCAAGAAAAUGAAGAAUUUGUCUUCAAUACAAUUUUAUCAUCUUCCAUCGUCAUUUAAUGAAUACAAACAAAAUGUUUCUUUUGAACAAAUUCGUUCAAUUGAAUUUUCUCGAGAAAUUAAAUCGAUUUCAUUGAUACAAAUUUUAAACGAGAUUUUUCCUCGAAUUCAACGUUUAACAAUGAAAAUAAAUUCGUUUGACGAAAUAGAAAAGAUUUUCCAAACGUUUUCAUCGUCAUUAUCAAUUGUCUGUUUUCAUUGUGAUACGUCAACCAUUUCAACAACAAAUGAAAAUUUAUUCCAAAAGAUUUUCAAUCAUUCGAAUUUCACUUUCUCAAUUCAAUCAAAUUCCAUUCAUUUUUGGAUUGGCUCGAAAAAUAUCACCGAAAAAAUAUUAAAUCAACAAGUAAAAGAGAAGAAAAAAAGAAAACUAUUCCAGUGCUUCUCAUGGUGUUCAUCAAAAAAGUAUCAAAUUCAACAAUAA